UCGCAGACGAGCAUGUCGUCUUCCUUCUUCCUUCGCCUCUUCAUCAUUUAGCAAUCUUCUUCUUCGAUACUUCUACGCCUAUGUCUUUGUCUCACCCGCAAUCACCAGUCAUGUCGUCUGCCGACUCGCAGGCUCUGACCAAGCGUCAAAGCGAAACCAGCCUUAUGCCCCCGCCGCCGCCACCCAAGCGUAUCAAGCGGCCGGCCACUGUGUUGGACGAAGAUAUCUACACCAAUGCUCUGUCGGAGAUUAUCGCGCGUGAUUAUUUUCCCGGUCUCCUGGAAGCCCAGGUGAAGCAGGAGUACUUGGAUGCACUUGAUUCGAAAAACAAACAAUGGAUCGCAAGUUCCAAGAAAAAAUUGACCGACCUGUUGAAGACACCGGGAAGAGCUCGAUCGCAUUCCGGAUCAGCCAAUAUGACACCACGAGCCACCAAUUCGGGACGCCCUGAAGACACCCCGACGGGCUGGGGUGGAGAUACACCGAUGUCAGUCAUGUCAACAACAUCGUCAUCUACUACACCCAACGUCGACCAUGCUACGAUACCGGAUGUGUCCCGCCUUGGGCUGCUAGAGUUCCAGGCCAAAUAUACGAGUGAAGAUAAUGAGUCGUUCAACAAGCUGCUCGAUAAACAAAAUGAAAAGCACCGCGAGAGAUAUAAAUGGUUGUGGAGUGGGAAUAAAAUACCGACUGCUAGACAGAUUGCGCAUCGGCGGCAAGAAGCUAAGCGGAUCGAGGCACAAGGGGGUAACCCAGAUCAGCUCAAGCAGGUGGCCAUAAAGACUGACCUGGACGCCCGGCCUGCAAAUCCAGAUACCUGGAAGACUCAACCCGAGAACUCGCUCAUGUUUGCGCCUUCUUCCAUAGAGGACUCAUAUGAAACUAUACAGCAAAAAGCCGAAGCAUCAUCGCGCGCAGGGCCCAAGCGGGUAGUGUUUCAGAACACACGGUUACCAGAUGAGAGCGUCCAGCAGACGUCAUCUGCCACAAAUGCACCCCCGCCCUCACCUUCGAUAUCGGCCAUUAAAGACGCUAUUGCCGGACACCCUCGCCCCACCGAAUCUGAAGCAGUAUAUACAGGGGGUGAGACGCCACGAGUGAAUGGGUAUGCCUUUGUGGAUGAGGAUGAGCCUGAAUAUACCCUCGCUUCAUCAAAUGACAAUAACGAUUCUGCGAUUUCUUUGGAUGAUAUUCGCCUGCUUGGCGGUAGUGAUGCCACACCGAAUCCUUUUGAGAUCAAAGAAAACCGGAGACGAGAAGACAUUCACCACCGCAUGGUAGAUCGCGUAGCGAGGUCUAAGCGAGCGGAGAAGUCCCUUCGCGAAACAAAGACCCCUGUAACGCCACGGUUCGCCAGCAGCCCACGACUGGACUUAGGUUUGCGCACCCCAAGUGCAGCUACGCCAGGAGGGAGGACGAACAAAGCGUUGACUCCCGCAGCACAGAAGUUACUUCACCAGGUGGGAAGUACGCCUCGUCUAGCGGCAUCGUCCUCAAGUUCAUCUCUGAGGAACAUGUGGACACCGACCCCGAAACGGGGCAAAUAAUGUGGUGUCUGCUUUCAUAUAAAUUUCUCUCUUUCCUUUUGAAAGCCAAAUGAGUUAGCGCUUGUGUUUCGACUUGACAUUAUUAGAUACCAGGGAUUAUCGCGGCGUCAUGAAAGGGGAUUAUAUGCUAUCAUGAGUUAAUGGUUAGAAGGGUUCGACAUUUUUACUACAACAGUUGCCGUCUACAUUUGGGCAUCUGUC
Molecule: messenger RNA, 1748 nt
Organism: Aspergillus neoniger CBS 115656
Lineage: Eukaryota; Fungi; Ascomycota; Eurotiomycetes; Eurotiales; Aspergillaceae
Product: splicing factor ESS-2 family protein
Exons: 1
Coding region: 81-1547 (488 amino acids)
Cellular component (GO): catalytic step 2 spliceosome
Source: RefSeq, a predicted model, not a curated record